Messenger RNA from Menidia menidia (Atlantic silverside), 6107 nucleotides. The record is from the annotation of a GenBank genome assembly. Lineage: Eukaryota; Metazoa; Chordata; Actinopteri; Atheriniformes; Atherinopsidae.
GUGAGCUUGGACAUGUUUCCUUCCUGUUUCUUUCAUUGCCUGUCACACAGGACACGCUUACAGAUACACAGUUCUUUUGUACCUCAACCUGCUCCAUGACAUUCCAGAGAGAGGAGUGUACGGGGCUGUCAGAUGGGAGUUAGACUGGAUGGAUCAGAUGUGAUUUACUACUCUGAAAGUGUUUUUGGCAUUGACAGUAAAGUGAAGACUGUAAGAGAGCACAGGAAAGAGAAACAACAAACAGCACUCAGAGGUCCCUUUGUUGUUGUUUUUGCUGUGAGCUGCCAGAGAAGGGCAGGGGGAGGGGUCAGGGGAGGAACCAGCAACCUCAGACGGGAAGUUGAGCAGAAGUUGAGCAGUACAAGUAAAACCUGCCGAGCAUGGCUCCUGUUUGGAGUUUACCUUCACACAUGAUGGGACUUCAUUUGUUUGAGCUUUGAUGUCUUUCAGUCUGUCCUGCCAUGAAGACCUGCUGAAAGAGAAAGUCCUUAAAUUAUAAUGGAUCCUCCUCAAAGAAGAAAUCAUCCGAUCCAGAGACAAAAUGCAAGUGAAACUGAUACCCCGUUGCCUCUGAGAGAUGACCUGCCAGCUACACAUCUUUAUUAUGAAAUCCUCCCAGGAAACGAUGAUGCUCAUCUGUAUGAGAGAACUUUGGGUGGGCCCUUCAGCCCGACUGAGACCCAACCCAGACCUCCGGGGCCUGGAGGUCCUGAUGAGAGGAAACAGCGGCCUACAAACGGUCCUCCACCGGUUCCAGUCAGAAACAGGCUUUGCAGUGCACCGGUUAACCCGAUGCGGGGACCCCCCCCCCUUCCCCCGAGGACCCAUCUGCCCCUCAGCAACAUCAAAAAGCAGCUCUCCUGUGACCCCCCUGAGCCUGUUCACAAACUUAUACGCUCCCGAACUGUAGUAGAAAUUCAGGAUCGUUGGACUAUCAAACUAAUGGACUCUCCAGAAGGCAGCACCAAGACAUUGGCUUGUUUUUCAGCCACAACAACCAAGCUGAUGAGGCAGUACAAACACUCAGACCGGGUUCACAACUCCGGUGUGGUGUGGGCUCGACUGUCGCAGAUCCAUCCGGCCUUGCUGCAGCAGGUGGAGGUGGACGUUAGUGUGUCCACUGAUGGGGACAAUCGCCAGCUUCCUCUGCCCACAGCAUUGAACAGGAAGGUGAAGAGUCUGAUUGACGAAAUCCUCCAGCUGCUAGACUUUGAUCCCAACCAAAGUGGGCAUUACGUUUUAAAACUAUGUGAUAGAGAGGAGUACCUCAGAAAUGAUGAGCUGCUUGGUAUGCACGAGGUGGUUCAACUCUACUCAAAGUUAAAGCUUGUGAUGCAACUUCGACUCAUACACCUGAACAACCUAAACCCCCCUCUGGCCAGAGAUGCUGAAGAUGACAAAACCGUCUGCCAACUUUACCAGUUACUGCGUCCAGUGGGUUUCUACAACAUCAGCAAGCUGACCUUGCAAGAUCUGAUCAAUAGUUACAACAAAGAAGUGGCAGGGCUCAUGAGAAAUAAGUUUGAGAUGAAUAUUAAUAUGAUUGUGAGUAGUGUUCGCACUAUCAGCAAUCUUUUGUUGGGGAUAUCAAGUCAAGACUUGGAGAAUGCAGUGGGCGGACUCAACAGAAUCAAACCUAUAGCCCUGAGUCAAGAGGAGAUGUCUAAUUGUGAUACUGCUAUUAUGAUGCUUCACGGGGCACUGUUAAAAGUGCUGCAGAUAUAUUUCGACAACUUCCAUUCAGACUUCAGAGUCCAGAAUGUAACCGGAAUCCCCCAAAUCUGUGACGCUGACAACAACAGCGAAAUCCUGCAGUUCAACAUUGGAGCCUUCUACAAGCUACAGCCCACCUGGAUAACCACCUAUGAGUCUUUUUCGGUCACCUGUGACUUGACAUAUGGAGAAACCAAUAUCUGUGACACCGGGAUUUCAGAAAACAUCAGCACCGCCUUGUCACAUGGAAACAAGAUCCUGUGUAACCGCAUGAUGGUGUUCCCUGUGCCAGUGAAUCAGCUUCCAUAUGAGUGCAUGCUGACAUUUCGCCUGAAAGGCUCAAAGCGAGGCAAAAGCUCCGAGCUUUUGAGCUGGGCUGUACUGCCCCUGUACAACGACAGGAAUCUGGUGAGGGGAAAUGUCCUGCUCAGUAUGUCCACCUUAGCUGAGGUGGCACAUCCACCCUCCCCUGCGCUCUACGACAGCCACAGACAACCCAUGGGCGUCACACUUCAGCUUGAGUUCCGGGAUGAAUUUGAGUGGGAGUAUCAGAGACCCAUCGCUCUCCCAGGGUCGAUCAUGUUCAGCCAACCAUGUGAUGAAGUGGAAAAGAAAAUGUCAGAGGUUUCUAAGAAGCACUGCCUCCGCUUUCUGACAGAGAAUGAGAAGGCCUUCCUGUGGAGUAAACGCUAUUUUAGUGACAAAGGAAACACCUUCCUCCACCUGCUGCUCAGUGGAGUCCCACGAUGGCAACCUGAAGACUUGACAGAAAUCUAUACAGUUGUUGACAACUGGCUCCUCCACCUACCUGAGGAGGCCCUCUUCCUGCUCACUAACAGUUUUCCAGAUCAGACUGUCCGAAAGGCUGCGGUUCAGUAUUUUCAACAGAUACCAGAUGGAGAACUGGAGCUGUUCCUUCCACAGCUGGUCCAGGCUCUGAAAAGCGAGUGGAAAUUGGACGGACCCCUGGUGACGCUUCUGUUAGAGAGAUCCCUGAAGAACAUACGAAUUGCACAACAACUCUACUGGAUGCUGGAGGAUGCCCGUACCAACCCCUACUAUCAGAGCUGGUUCAGUAAAAUUCAGGGGGCCCUGCGGCACUGCUGUGGUCGAGCGCUGAGGCAGGAGCUGGAGAAUGAGGCGCGCCUGGUUCAUGUGCUUGUACACGUGGCUGAGCAAGUCCGCAAUGCAGACAAAGCUCGACGUAAGACUGUUUUGAGCAAAGAAAAGACGACUAUCGGGGAGUUCUUCAGAGAUGGGAUCAGCUGUUGUUUACCCCUGGACCCUGCAGUCUGUGUGAAGGCAGUUAAUCUGGAUGCUUGUAAGUUCUACAACUCCAACGCUGCUCCUCUGGGCAUCCCAUUCAUCUGCAAUGACCCUCUGGCCAAGCGCAUCAGUGUCAUCUGCAAGACAGGAGAUAACCUCCGUCAAGACAUGCUGGUUCUUCAGAUAGUCCGUGUGAUGGACUCCUUGUGGCUCCAGCACGGGUUAGACCUCCAAAUGAUCACCUACAGAUGUCUUUCAACAGGCGAAGCUCAGGGCCUGGUAGAAGUAGUGCCAGAGGCAGUGACUCUGGGAAAGAUUCAUCAGGAGUGGGGACUGAGCGGGACCCUUCGAGAGGACACACUGGAGAAAUGGUUCCAUAUGUGGAACAAAACCAAGGAGGACUAUGAAAAGGCCGUGAUGAACUUCAUCCACUCCUGUGCAGGGUGGUGUGUAGCCACCUUCAUCCUGGGGAUCUGUGACCGCCACAACGACAACAUCAUGUUGAAACACAGUGGACACAUGUUCCACAUUGACUUCGGCAAAAUCAUGGGCAACGCACAGAAGUUUGGCAGCUUCAAAAGGGACAGAUCCCCCUUCAUCUUCACGUCUGAGAUGCAGCACUUCAUCACAGGUGGGGGGAAGAAGCCCCAGCGUUUGCACCGCUUUGUGGAGCUCUGCUGUGAAGCUUACAACAUAAUCAGAGCGCGCUCUGCGCUUAUACUCAGCUUGCUGGAACUGAUGCUUAAUGCUGACAUGCCAGAGCUGAAGGACUCUAAUGACCUGCAGUACGUACAGAACAACCUCAGACCUCAUGACACAGAUCUGGAAGCCACCUCUUACUUUACAAAGAAAAUCAAAGAGAGCAUGGACUGCGUUGCUGCUAAGUUUAACUUCUUCACCCAUGCCAUGGCUCAGGGGAAGAAACAAGACACCCUACGCCGAGACUCCAUCCCUGCCCCUAGCAACAACAUCCAGGAAGCUCUCAUACAGGGAUACCAUGUCAGGGGAAAAGAAGUGAUCUAUGACCUGAAAAUAUCCAUAAACGAUGGUUUUCUGAUAAGUGAGAAAACAUUGGGUCAGUUUGAAGCUAUUCAUAAACAGCUGCAGAAACAUUUCAUUGAAUCGAAGCUGCCUCAGUUUCCUAGCUGGUAUCAGAUGUCAUUCACCCCGCAAAGGAGGAUGGGUCAGCUGAAUAAUUACCUCAAAGACCUUUUUGCAGGACCAUGCAAAGGAGAUGAGUAUGUGUGCAGCUUGUUUUUGGAUGGCCCCAACAAAACAUAUGAAGGUGUUGCAACAGGAGCCUGUCCUCAGAUCCAGCUCACCAUCUCUUACUCUGACCCCAAGCUCUCAGUUAUGGUGAAACACCUGAAGAACAUUAGACAUGCAAAUGGCUGUAACCCGGAUGCCUAUGUGGUCACCCGUCUGAGACCAGACCCUCAGCAGAGCUCAAAGAGGAAGACAAAGGUGGUCCGCAAUAAUGACAGCCCCAUCUUCAAUGAGCUGCUGACAUAUGAUCAUGUCCCACUGCUGAGUGGGAUGGUAUUGGAGGUCACAGUAAAGAGCAAGAAGAGCAAGAAGACUUAUGCGGCUACAGCCAGCAUUGAACUGGAUGAUGAUGUGCUCUCCAAGGACAUGUGGUUCCCCCUUCGGGACUACGUAAUCUGAGAUCUGCACUGCAGGCCUGCUGCCAGCAGGGGGUGCCAUCACAUCGAACCAGAUCAUCUGUUCAGACGUUUUUUUCCCCCUUUUUUUAUUCCAUUUUACUAAUCCUUAAAAAGAGUCAGGCACCUUAUAGGAGGUAAAAUGUACUGUACACUGAAUGAGUGUCAUUUGUACUGUUUAGAACACAAUAACUUUGUUACUCCAGAGUUGAAUCCUCUGGCACAGGAAGUUGUUGUUUGAAUGAAUUUACAAGGCUGAGAUGUCUAUGUAAGGGGCUGUUUACUUUUAAAGAAUAAUUCAUCUCACUAUUGUUUUCCUUUUUUGCUCAUCUUACUUGCACUUAAAUUUUUGUCCUGUAAUUAUUUUUCUCCUUUCAUAGUAAAAAAAUAGAUAAAAAGCAUGUUUAUCUAUGAGGGAUGGAGACUGUUGAUGUGACAGAUUAGGCAGGAAGCGAAAUUUAGAAAAAGCCUGCUUACCUGUCCAGAUUUAGAGUGUUUGUCCCUCCCGGCUGUGUUAACUGGAUGUCCUUGACCCACGAAAUUGAAGUGGGGGUGAGGACAGUGUGUGAGCAGGGUGACAACGGCCUGUUGGCCUAGGGGCCUGAGUUAACACUGUGCCCCUCAUUCUAUCCCCUGGCCUAUCCAUCAGUGGCAUUCAUACACAACCAAGAACAUGUACAGUACGCACAAACCCACACAAGCAUGCACGCUCACAGGUUUUUGGCUCAGGACAGCCAUCAUAUUAUCUUAAUUCCAUCCCUGUCUUGACAGGCCUGCUGACCCAUACUUUUCUUUGCCUCAUCAAAGGAUUUAGUGAUGAACAAGGAUAGAAAUAGACUUCCCUGUACUGGAUUUGGUUCAAUAAUGUAUACCCCUUUGAGGCUAUUAAUAUUAUUCCCUGAUGGGUCUCUCUCUGGGGAAAAAAGGCUGGUUGCUUCUCUUUGAUAAUUGUAUUCAUGGAGUAAAAUUGGUAUCACUCACCAGUUUCAGCCCUAAUGUAUGAGUUGUAUCUACUAUUUUGGAGUUGAUGAUUAAUAGAUAAUAAAGAUUUCUGGUAGUUUGGUACUUUUACCAAAAAAAAUCCCUUCAGUAAAAACAUCAUUUAUCCCUAUUCUAUUUUGUUUGUCUUUUAAAGAAUGUGUUAAUAAUUUGAGAGUUUUAAGCGUAGAAGUAUCAUUUAUUUGUCUUUUCAGAACUGUUGUUCAAGUAUCAGGUGCAGCCAGUAGAAAAGAAAAAUGUCUAUUUUUGACAAUAAACUAGUAUUUAUAUCUAACAAAAUGUUGCUUUAAGAUUUAUUUAUUUGUAUUUAUGUUUUCUGUUUGUGCUGUUGUUGCUGGUUCAAACAUGCCUAUCUUUCAGUUGGCAAGUUGUUUGUGUGUGUGUGUCUGUGCGUCUGCGCCUGUAUGUCUGUGAGACUCUGAUAUGGAGAGCUGUUUUUAGGAAUACCAGACAAAGACAAAGAGAGAA